GCUCGUUAAUGAAAAUAGCGAAAUAUUAGCAGUGCAGUUCAAAUGUUUCAGAAUUCCAAAUGUUCACCAUCUGCUCAUAGGACAGUAUAACUGCUUGCAGAAAAUAAGCUACUGUCAUGUAGUGAUAAAUACUCAGCAUUAACAACAACAACAACAACAACAACAACAAUAAUAGAGGGUGGGAACUACAUAAGAAUUGGGGCUGCUGGACAUGGAUGUCUGCUUCCUCUAGCAGAGCUGCCUCUUACUCCUCUGUAUAGUUAAAGUGAUCUGUGAUCAGAACAUGUGCACAGAUAAUCCCAUUCUGGAGCAGUGUUUUGUUUUGCAUAUAUUUAAACAACUUUGUGAAGUGGGGUUCCUAUUGUUUCAAAUUUACCAAAUAGUGGUUGAGAGAGCAAGCAAUCUGGGCCAAACUAGAAAUGGUGCUGUUAGUAGUAGUAGUUAUUGUUGCUGUCGUCGUCGUAGUAUUAAUAGCCAACAACUUCUGACUUGAAUUUGAAGUUUGACAAAAGUGCUGGGUUUCAUGUGAACAAGUAGGUAACUGCUAUUGCCCUCAUUUUAGAAAUAGAUGAAGAGCAAUCAGCACUGCAAUCACAGGUACACUUACUAGCGAGUAAGUCCUUUCUCUCUCUCUGAACUACAUGGGACUUACUUCAGAGUAAAUAUGCUUAGGAUUGCACUGUAAGAGAUUUCUCCAAGGCCAUAGAGCAAAUCAAUGUUUUCCUGCUGCCAUUCCUGUGCUGAAAUACACUUUGUUUUUCUUGGAUUAUAUAACAUAAUCCAAGUUAGUAUUUGCAAAGUUGGCGUGUGCAUUUGUGCGUGUGGCCUCAGAUAGUAUGUAGAUAUUGUAAGCUUUUUCUACGAUUUCUUGGCAUUAUUUGUUGACAGCCAUGAAUAUAAGUAUAUAUAGACACUUACCAGUCCUCUUCCCCUUCAAAGAACAGCAACAGGAUGCAGUCAGUCUGCUGAUCUAUGUAUCACAGGGCAGUUUGAGGUCUGGCAAACUAUUUAUUUACAUUAAAGUGACUCACCCUGGAUGAAUGAGCAAGAGUCUUAACCACUAGGUUGUGCUAGAGAGCCAGUCCCAGCAGCCAUCAAUGUUUUUUUUUAAGUUGCAUUAUGCAACUCCUUUUACUAAAUGUUCCCUUCCUCUGCAUGAGCAUCAUUCUCAGACCAAAUGGAGCAGCAGGUUGCGGUAAAACAGUUACCGGUAUAUAUUCUGCUCAUGGACUUUGCUUACUUGCAAAUUUUGGCUGGUUACUUGCAAAGACAUUGUCUAAGCCCAUAAGUUUGGGUACACCCACUGAGACUUUACACCCAUGCACAUAUUCCCUUCUUAAUAGUAAUAACCAUGCCGUAUCUCAAACUGCUUAUAAGUUUCCCUUCAGUUUCACCCUGCAUCAAGAGGGCUGCUGUUUGCGAAACACAGGACUAAAGAACCUCUUGGACACAUUGAACUAGCUGCACAGCUCUUUUGAAAAUUUGUCUCUGUGUUCAAAAACUUCAUUAAACUUGUAAAUUUAAUAAAGGUAAGGAUUCACUUAGGUUUAAGUUUUUUGUUUUGAUGGAGCAGAAUCUGCUUUGGAGAGGAAAAUUUUUGCGUUCCUUUGUGGUAUGGAGUCUGUUUUAUAUGACAUUCUCUGUGCCCACUGUCCCUAACUCAGUGGCAAACUCAGGAAUGUUAGGCCUGGGUAAAGGUCUAAUAAAACAAUAGGUUUUGGGUGGCACUGUGGGUUAAACCACAGAGCCUAGGGCUUGCUGAUCAGAAGGUCGGUGGUUCGAAUCCCCGCGACAGGGUGAGCUCCCAUUGCUCGGUCCCAGCUCCUGCCAACCUAGCAGUUCGAAAGCACGUCAAAAUGCAAGUAGAUAAAUAGGUACUGCUCCAGUGGGAAGGUAAACGGCGUUUCCGUGUGCCGCUCUGGUUCGCCAGAAGCAGCAUUGUCAUGCUGGCCACAUGACCUGGAAGCUGUACGCCGGCUCCCUCGGCCAAUAAUGUGAGAUGAGCGCCGCAAGCCCAGAGUUAGUCACGACUGGACCUAAUGGUCAGGGGUCCCUUUACCUUUACCUAUUUAGCUAUAGUGCUGCCUUAUCUUUGCAUAACAAUGGCUUCAUGUAGCUAAAAGCUAUGGUAACAAAUGUUCUUUGUUCUUGUGGGGCUGAAGUACUGGUACUAGUUGAGCUGCUAGAAUAAAAAGAAGCUUGUGCAGCACACUCUCCAUAGGUAAUCAUUUCUGCGCUGAGUACCUCCAUUUGUAGAGGCAAAUUUGAUUGUAAACAUAUUUUCCCUUCAAGACAUGUCCUUUUUUGCAUGAUAAACUAGCAGUGCAUUCAGAUUUAAGGGAACAUUGUAAAAUAUUGUGAUGAGGAAAAUGGAAGAAUUUCCUCCUUUCUGCCUUAAUUCUCAACGGAUGUGGGUACAGGUUUCAAAGAUUUCCCUCCUUUCCUCUGCCUCUUGGAAGGUAUGAGAUGGCUGCCAGCCACACCAUAGGCUAGCUUUUGCCAACUUAGUACCCUCCAGGGGUGAGAGGAGUUGUAGUUGAACAACAUCUGAACAUUGGUCAUUCUCGCCAGAGCUGAGGGGAUUUGGAGUGCCAACGCCAUCUGGAGGACCCCAGGUUGGGGAAGGCUGCCAAAGGCUAACCAUACAUCCCAGGCCAUGGUUAACCAAAUUGGAGAAAUGGACGAUAGAACCCCAUUUUGCACGUUUUUCCUACUACAGCGGCACUCAGUCCAUUUGCAUAUGCCAUCUUCUGCAAUACAACAUGUAAGGGUCCCAACUGAUGCCAUUUAAUAAGGUGUUUCUCCAUGGGAGUAGUGUUUAAAGUGAUUCACUCACUGUCAUUAUUGUCACCUCUUGAUCCAGCAUUUUCCGUGCCUGGUAAACCUGAUAGCAGUAAUAUUAUGGCAACCGAGUGCAAGGACUUUGGUGAGUAGUUAGGGGUAAAAUGGUGCUGUCCAGAGAAAAUUAAAGUUUACUGGUAGGAGUGGGAGAACUGGGAUCUACUAGCUUCUUGGAGGAAACUCUCCCAGCCUAGACAGGCAAACCCAUGAAAUGAGGAGCAAACAUAACAUAGAAUCUCAGUCCCCUUGGCCUCAUUGGAUGGCAUAAUUGGCCAGCUCAGUAAGGUGCAUGGCCUCUCUGGAUGGUUAGCAUGAUAAAGAGACAGAGUUUCUAAACAAUAUCAAACCAUCACCAUUCCGAUUUUCAAAUGAGGGUUAGCUGCAUGUGGAUGUGCUGUGAAUGUGCUGGACAGCAAAGCUAGUGAAGGGAAAGGCUGGAUGCCUACAUACCAGGGACCACUGAGAUAUGCAGGGAAAUUGUGGGUCUUGUGUUUUUAAAUGGCCUACUACACACAUGCCUUCCCAGUAACCCUCAAAAAUAGGCUGGAGACAGUGGUUUCACAUGCUCAUUGCCCUCCAGCUACCUUGAAAUGUUAGCAACAUAGAGCAGCACCCACACAUGAGUUCUCAGCCCCUGGAGUUGGGAGGUAGGCUAAAGGCCAGUCUGGUGUGUAUUUCUGUGCCCAUCACUGGAUUGGGGAAAUGAAUUGGCUUUGGAGAAUACUCUGUUCUGAUUACAUUCCUUGGGCUCAAUUUGCUCUCUGCAAAGGGCCAUUUAACCUGCAAAAUGUAAUGCUUCCUCAUUGUGUAAAGGUGGGGGCAGAGGAGGCGUUAGCACCAAACUUUCCCCUCCAAGUUCUUUAAAAAGCAAGGAGGAAUGCCAUGCUGUGCUUCAGAGGACAAGAGAAAGGAAGAACAGGUGUCCAUUCUCCAAUCCUAGUUCCUCUACAGCCCUCUGCCUGAGCAGGGCAUUUUCCUCCUUUUUGCCCUUUCCUUUUCCUUCUCACUCUGUGAAUACCUUUCACAGGUCUACAUGUAGAAAAGGGGAAUGGGAUAUAACAACAAAAAAGGGAGAUAAAUACACAGAGUGCAAAAAAAUGCCAUGGGUCUUGAUUUGUACACAUAUGUGUCUCAUAUGUGUACAAACCUGGGUGUGCAUAUAAUAUAUAAUAGUGUGCCCCUUUAUUACCUGCUUAGGCAUGUUAUCAGUAAAGCGAAACUGGAAGUCUUGAUGCUUCCUUUUCUGCAUCUCCAGAUAACCUGUGAAGACUCUUCUUCAUAUACAUCUUUGUAUACCUUUAUUUUGCUCAUAAUAUCUAUAGUGUUUGUGGCUUAGUGCUUUGGCUUUUUGGACUGCUGCAGCAUGAAUUUUUAAAUGGGCGUUAAAUUUUCUCAUGAGAGUUAAAACAGGCACAUUGUCAAAUACUAGACUUGUAAAAAUGUACAGUAAUUUUGGAACAGUAUCCUCUUCUUAGUUAAGAUACUUUUUCCUUUUUUAAACUUGACAUUUAACAAAAUUAAAUAUCGUACUCUGCAGCAGUGUUAAUUUUGAGGGAGUAGUGUAUAGCCCUUAAUUAUAAAUACUUCUUAAGGCAGUUGUGCUCAAGUAUUUCAGAGAUGGUGGAAUGAUCUGAGCCUUUUCAGACAGAAAUGCAUUCUCAGAGAUGGUCUUUGUCAGGAAUCAGGAUUUUUUUUUGAAGCAGGUCAUUUCUUAGUAUGGAAAGUGGAUUGCUCAUAGCUAUCGGCAGUUUCAUUUGUAACUAAUGCUAAGAAGGAACCAUCUUACUGUAAUCAUUUUGCGUCAAAUACUACCAUCAUUCAUUACUUUCUAUCAGUGCCUCACCCUAUGGAGGAACCAGCACUGCCCAUCCACAUUGAGGAGGGGACAGAAGUUCCAACGGAAAGCAAAAACAUGGCAACAAAGGAGAAACUGCAGUGUCUGAAAGAUUUCCACAAGGACAUUCUCAAACCUUCCCCUGGCAAGAGCCCUGGGACACGCCCUGAGGAUGAGGCAGAGGGGAAGCCACCACAGCGUGAAAAGUGGGCCAGUAAGAUUGACUUUCUGUUGUCUGUGGCUGGAGGAUUUAUUGGAUUAGGCAAUGUUUGGCGAUUUCCGUAUCUCUGCUACAAAAAUGGCGGAGGUGCAUUUCUCAUACCUUAUUUCAUUUUUCUGUUUGGGGGAGGUCUUCCCGUGUUUUUCCUGGAGGUGGCACUAGGACAGUAUACCUCUGAAGGAGGAAUUACAUGCUGGGAAAAGAUCUGCCCUAUCUUCACCGGAAUAGGUUAUGCUUCCAUAGUGAUCGUGUCGCUUUUGAAUGUGUAUUACAUCAUCAUCCUGGCUUGGGGGCUGUACUAUCUAUUCCACUCUUUUACGAGUAAGCUGCCUUGGGCUUUCUGCGACCAAGAGUGGAACACAGAAAACUGCAUAGAAGACACUCUCAGGAAGAACAAAACCGUCUGGUUGUCACUGAAUACCACUAACUUCACUUCUCCUGUGACAGAGUUUUGGGAGCACAACGUAUUGAGCUUGUCUUCAGGAAUUGAUGAGCCUGGUGUGAUCAAGUGGGAUCUGGCACUAUGUCUCCUCCUUGUCUGGGUGAUAUGUUUCUUUUGCAUUUGGAAAGGUGUAAAGUCCACUGGGAAAGUUGUGUAUGUAACAGCAACUUUCCCAUUCAUCAUGCUUCUUGUACUGUUAAUCCGUGGUGUCACUUUACCUGGAGCUGCAAACGGCAUCAAGUUUUAUCUUUACCCUGACAUCUAUCGACUAACAGAUCCACAGGUCUGGAUAGAUGCCGGGACGCAAAUCUUCUUCUCCUAUGCAAUCUGCUUAGGUGCAAUGACUUCCUUGGGGAGCUACAAUAAAUACAAAUACAACUGCUAUAGGGACUGUUUGCUGCUGGGAUGCCUGAACAGUGGUACCAGUUUUGUGUCUGGCUUCGCAAUUUUUUCCGUCCUGGGCUUCAUGGCACAAGAGCAAGGGGUGGACAUUGCUGAUGUGGCAGAGUCAGGUCCAGGCCUGGCCUUUAUUGCCUAUCCAAAAGCUGUGUCCAUGAUGCCACUCCCAACUUUUUGGGCUAUUCUUUUUUUUAUUAUGCUUAUGUUGCUUGGCCUGGACAGCCAGUUUGUUGAAGUUGAAGGACAGAUCACGUCAUUAGUUGAUCUGUACCCAUCCUUCCUAAGGAAGGGUUACCGACGGGAAAUCUUCAUCGCUAUAAUAUGUUUCGUCAGCUAUCUUCUGGGACUAUGUAUGGUGACUGAAGGUGGCAUGUAUGUGUUUCAACUCUUUGACUACUAUGCAGCUAGUGGUGUAUGCCUUUUGUGGGUUGCAUUCUUUGAAUGCAUUGCUGUAGCCUGGGUUUAUGGCGCUGAUAAUUUUUACGAUGCCAUUGAAGAUAUGAUUGGUUACAGGCCCGGUCCCUGGAUGAAGUGGAGCUGGAUUUUAAUCACACCAGUUCUCUGUGUGGGGUGCUUUAUCUUUUCUCUGGCCAAGUAUACACCACUGACCUACAACAAGGUGUACAUAUAUCCUCAGUGGUCCAUUGGCCUGGGGUGGAUUCUUGCCCUCUCUUCUAUGGUCUGCAUCCCGCUUGUAAUGCUCAUUCGUAUUCUACAGUCUGAUGGCUCUCUCAUUGAGAGGGUGAAGGCAGUGGCUGCCCCUCGUGAGAUAACUCGGUGGGAUAAAGAAUCAGAGAGCGCUGCCACCUUCUGCCCUCCUGGAAUGGCCAAUGGAGAACUGAUCAAGCCAACUCAAAUCAUCGUGGAGACAAUGAUUUCACAGAAAGGAGUGUUGGGCCUGUAUCAUUCAAAGCAGCGUAGUAGCAUAUCAAUCAUAUCAAGCGUAUCAAAAUCUGGAAUGGAACUCUAGACCCACCGCUGAGGAAGCUACUGCAGCACAGGACUAUUCAGGACAUGCAGCUGAGUGUGUGAGAGAGAAAGAAGGAGAUACAGAAGGCAGACUUAGAUCCUGAUCCUCAUAGGCAUUUAAGUAGAGUCAUCAUUUGUAUCGUAAUAGAGAUAAGGAAGCACAAGAAGAUGAAGUGAGCUACAAAGGCAUUUUAGUUUGGAUGAGGCAUGAAACGUCUGAACAAGAUUUUUCAUCAAUGAACUAAGCAUACAGAACUUUCCCACUUACCUCAGGAAUAAGGAUUUGCUUCUGGAAAUCUCACCUCAGCUUUGACCAAGCCCUGGUUCUUAUGGAGGGUAAUAAGAUGGUGUUGGAUAAAGGCUCUUAGACCCUCCCAUAUGGGCAUUGAUCUUGGGGGAGGUGGUGACCCCUUUUAAGUGAGUAUUGGCACGAAACGCAAUAUGGGCAGGAUGGUAAGCCAGAAAUGGCAGCAAAGCCUUUACCUGAGUACCUGUAGCCAGUUUAGUCUGUCAGUGACAGAUACUGUAGUUUAAACUGGAACCUAGCCAGUAUUUAAAAACAUUCCUAAUUAUAUUUUUUUUAAAGAAAAAAGAAAACCUAAGAAAAUGUCUACAUGUGUCCCAUGCUCUCAUUGGCCACAGCGUAUUGAUUUUACAAAUGCAUGCUAAGUCAUGUCAGGUUUUAUAUGAAAUGGAAACAACUUUAAAUAAAAAGGACCAAAGCACAGUUUUUCAAGUUCCUUGUAUAGCUUUUUUGUUUUUGUUUUGUUUUUAAGGUAAGAGUCUCAGAUUUAUUUUUAUGUGAGGGAACUGAACUUUGAGUACACACAGGUGGCCAGGGUCAAGGCUUUCACUUUCCAGUGACCAUCCUACUGGAAGAGCCUUAAGCCAAACACUCCCAUAAUAUGCGAUGACAUGAUAGCAUCCUUCUCAAAUCCUGGCCCCUACCAGCUGAAAAGCUUAACCUGGAGGGCUAAGGCAGCCAAGGGAAAGCUGACCCCUCUCAUCCAAGCCUCAUUCCUAUCCAAAGUAGGACUCCAAUUUAAUAAGCACAGGUCAGACUUGUAUUGUCUCUUUUCAUGCUAUUGGGGAGCAAUGAGGAGUUAGGCCAGAAGCAGAUCUUAACUGAAUUCCCUUGACUCUCCCUGGUGCACAUUGACCUAAAUACGUUGCAGUGUAUAUUUUGAUAAGCAAGUAAAUAAAUGAGUUCAGGCUUUCCAAAGCAGCUGAUGAUCCCAGGGCAAAUAUAAUCAACCAGGGGAUACUCUAAGCAUAUAUUGUGGGAGGAUGAAUUUCCAGAACAAAACCAGAAAGAAUCAGUACUGCGCCUUUAGAGUUCCAGCUAGGGAAGACAAGUACCCAGCCCAUUUUGAGGUUAAGCUGUGUCAUUUGAAUCAGUAGCUUCCAUGUCAAUGGUGAAAGGGUUUUAUAGGCAUAUACACAGUGACCUUAAAAAGUUAUGCUAGCUAGUUAGUGCAAUUGGUGGCAGGUGGGGGUGAGCAAAGCCUCAAUCAAGUUUAACACAGUUUGUCAUCCUUAGGUUUUCUGUUCCAAGGAGCAUAUUUUCACACCGCAAAAUCUCUGAAUAAUCGAAUGUGGUAAAUCUGAAUGUCAAUAGUAGAUUCUGCCAAAUUAAAGGGCAUGGGGUGGGCGUGGGGGCAGGGUUAGGGGGACAUUGUAAACAACUGUUUGUAUUUUCUACUUAUUUAUGAUUGAAAAAAAGAAAGACUGGUUUUUUUCUAAUUUACUUUGUAGAACUUUGUGGCCUAUUUUAUCUGUUAUUUUGUAACUAAAGUUAAAUAUUCAGUAUUGUGACUGUUUGUGAACUGGUUUGGAUUCAGGGAGAUGGGGAAGGGAGGGUGGAAUAGCAUAAAUGUUUGUUCACAUAAGUGAUUGCAUUUCCCCCAAAAAAAGUUGGGAGAAAAAGAGCAUACCUUGAAUGCUUUGUGGGUUUGGAAAAGGGACAUGUUCUUGAAACAGUGUUCUUGAUUUGGAUGAAUUCCAGAAAUGUCCAGUUACAGAUCACUGGGAUGUUCAAGACACCUGCAGCCAGCAGUGGCAGAUCUGGUUCUGACCAAAGCAGUUUCCAGAGUUGUCUGGUAACUUUUGUUUAAGAGAAGGACACAUCUUCCAAACUUUCAGCAUUAAUUCAUCAUUAGUCACGAUCUCGUUGAGAGGUAUCAGUUAAUAACAAUAUAACCAGAAGUACACAUUUACAAAAUAUUUAUACAUACUGAAAAUUAGGGGGGAAACGAAGUUAAUUCUCAUUAUUUACACUUUGCUUCAAAACUAUGUAUGUGGUUCUGGUCAGAUUGAAUCCACAAGGCAGUAUAAGCAUCAGAAUCAGAACAUGGAUGUUUUGAGCAACCAAAAACCUGGGUGUUUUGUUAUUUAAGCAGCAACAGCUGGGCUGGGCAGCUGCUGAGGUAGGCCUAGGGAGGCAGAGGGAAGAGGAAUGGCUGGAGGGUAGGUGAGCAGUCAAGGCUGAUGGAAGGAAACUUGCAGCUAAUUUGUGCAACGAGAAGGUGUGUGCUGCUAUGGCAACAGAAAUUACUGUGGUUUGCUUUAAGCCUUAAAGAGUAAUGUAAUUUUUCAUUUAUGGUGUGACCUUAACCCAUGUUUACUUGGAGGUUAAGCACCAUCAUGUGCAAUGGGGCAUGCUUCUGAGUAAUAUACAUAGCAGGUCUCCGCUUCCAAAUGCCACCAGGAAACAAUUUCAAAGAGGCAAGAAGUGUGUCAGGGUUGUAUCCAGUUGUACCUCUCCUGACUGGCAAAAGGCUUUGUCUAGUGGUGGCUUACAUGGUGGAAAGCGAGAGGUUGGUUUUUUUGCAAGUCCCCUCUUACUCCUGCAUUGCCCCCCACUACCAAAUGGCUCCCCAAAUCUCUGGAUCAGAUUUAGGGGACUGCAGACAGAACGGAGAAUCAGCAGCAAUUGCCUCUUCUCCCUGCUUUUUCUCCUGUUCCUGUCUCUGUAAACCAGGCAUCCCCAAACCAUAGCUGCCAAGUUAUCCCCUUUUUAAAGGGAUUUUCCAUUAUGCUGAAUAGGCUUCCUCGCGAGAAAAGGGAAAACUUGGCAGCUAUGCCAAACUUCAGCCCUCCAGAUGUUUUGGACUACAAUUCCCAUCAUCCCUGACCACUGGUCCUCUUAGCUAGGGAUCAUGGGAGUUGUAGGCCAAAACAUCUGGAGGGCUGCAGUUUGGGGAUGCCUGCUGUAAACCUUCAGUGGAUCAAAGAGACUUCCAUCUACAGAGGGACACCAUUGGGUGCAACCCUCAGCCAUUAUUGCCUCUCUAUCCAUCAGCCAGUAGGACAUUAGACAAUUGUAAGCUUUGCACAGCUUUCUUUGCUUGAGAGGACCUGAACUCAAAGCAUUUAGUUAAAAAAACCCCAUUUUUAAGAAGUCUGUAGUAGCUGGCCUGUUAUAAACUGAAGGUGAUUUCCAUGCUGUAUUGAGUAAAUCAUAUUGACUGGUGAAACUCUGCUGAACAGAAGCUCAAAUAUGAUUUUAAAGGAACAAUCACAUCUCCACUGAGGCACAACUGUUCUUCAUUAUUUUUCUUUUAAUAGUGAUCAGUGCAGAAUAAAAACUUGGUUCUUUCCAGUAUGGGAAAAGGUAGUGAUGUUCUGAACUACCUUGCCGUGUUUGAUUUUUUGCAAGAACUGUACACUAAAGGAAAAUAUUGUUUAUCAUAUGGAUUGAUGAACCCAAACUUGGAUGCCAUCUGUUUGGGACUGGAGGCGGGUUGGAACCCAAAUCCAAGUUGAAAUCCAGGAGCACAACCCAGCUUUCUGCACACAAUUGACCAAAUGUUCAGACGCCAGUCUCUGAACUGUACCACUUUUGUCCAGAGCUAAAUCUCAGCAAUUGUUAGAAUUCAAAACCUCCUUCCAAUAUAUGAUUAAAGACUAUUGAAAAUGAACAAGGAGAGCUUGGAAAUCAUCCAGAUGCAAGCUCUACAGUUUCACAUUGGUUUGCUUAGAGUGGGAGUCCUAAUUGUGCUAAAUGCUUGGCAGGAAGAAUGUAAUUUUAGACCACAUGUUGGUUUCCUAGUUCCUUCUGGAAAGGAGCUGUGUAUUUCACCUGUCUCUAUCUAAAUCUCUAAAAGUAUCUGCUGACAGCCUAGUCUGCAAUUCAGUUAAGCCAAAGUAUUUCAAUUUAAGCCAAUUCUGCCUCGUCGUCUUCUAUGGUACUAAAUCCAUAGAAGUCCCAGUCCUACAGCAUGAACAAGUUGUGGAUUAGGCUGUUGGUUGCCUGUUAGUACUUUAUGGAAGGCUAGAGGGGUGGGCAAAAAUGAUAAGAUGUGCAUUCCUUUGUCAGGAAAUAAAACGCCGUAGCUUAUUUUUAAACGAUAGCCUUAGGAAUUCCACUGACAGCACUAAUACUAGCUAUGGGGUAGAUCUGAAAAUUCCCAUGAUAAGUUCAGUUUAGAUUUUUUUGGGGGGGGGGAGGAGAGAAGUAAAAUGUGCUAAAAGAAAACCCCUUAUUUCCUUUUCUUAAAACACAAAAAGUGGAUAUGUUCAAGUUCUGCAAUCCACUUAACUGAUAUCUACUUAGUAGCCGGCUGGCUCAAAGAUGAACCCAGAUACACAGACAAUGCAGCCUGCUCUUCAAAAUUUUAAAGGGAGCUCAUUUUCCUAUAAAUAUUCUUAGGAUUGCAGCUGGAAUAUUGUUAAGUUAGGGUUGGGGCUGGAAGGAGUUUUCUAGCUCAGCUGCGUUUGCUGAGCCCUAUUGCAUUGAGCUAAGGCUGGAAGCCAACCCCUUCGUAUAGGCGGCCAAGCAACUGAGUUGAAAAACUCUCUGGAAGGACAGGGUAACAGAUGAGCUGCCAAAUGGCUAACAAUCAGCUGCGGAAGGGCAAUGUGUGUGAGCGUGUGACUUAUUUUAAGGAAGGACAAAGUUGGAUGGCAGGAACCAAAGGACAGUCUGAGGCUGCUCACAAGUGUCUCUUCCCACCUCCCCUCGAAGCAGUCAGUGCAGUGCUCUGAUACAUUCACUGUUGUAAUAGAACAUUGUUUGUGUUGUUGCUGUAUUGUGCUGUAGCGGUUUUGAAAGGAAUGCAUCUCCAGGGGCUCUACAGUUAUAAAAGUAAGACUUGACAGCCUCUUUAGUCUACUGAAAACAGUGGUGAGCAUUUUGGAAUUAUUUGAAUUCACACUUGUGACUACCAUCUGUCAGGAGUAGCCACGUGGAUUGGAGAGGACACCAGACCCUUUUCCUUUUGAAAAAAUAAUUUUUGAGAAUAAUUUUUUUAAGAAGACAUUUUAAACCUGUUGUCGUUUGUCAUUCUUAUUGUUCCGGAAAGGAAUAUUUGUAUAGGAAUAAGAAUUUGGAGUGUACUUCAACCCUGAAAAAAAUAGGUUUUAUUUGUGUAUACCGUAAAUGUUUGUAUUUUGCAGUUUUAUCUGUUUUGCUUUUUAGAUAAAGAAAAUGUAUAUUGAUAUUUUAAAAGUCAUUUUUGCUUUUUUAGAUGAGUUUGUAAUCAUCACAAACAGAAAAAUAAAAAAGCCUUUCCUUUAUAAAGUGA
Zootoca vivipara (common lizard) is the source of this 12230-nucleotide messenger RNA. The record is from RefSeq and is a predicted model, not a curated record. NCBI's taxonomy places the organism in Eukaryota, Metazoa, Chordata, Lepidosauria, Squamata, Lacertidae.